AAGUGUUCAGUUCAGUUCGCGCUGGUGAACGUAACGGAAAAGUCGUCGCCUGUUGAAUCUAUUCUAAUUACUCGAUUCACUCGGCCCGUCGCCGUCUCCUUGUUUAGCUUUUUUGUUUUGUUUUUAUGUUUUGUUUUGAACUCUACGCACUGUGCCAUGUGAAAAGCGACCUAAAGAGGAGAGAGAGAAGCAAGGCGCGCGACAGAAACGCAACAAAACAACGGCAAAGCAACAGAAGUAACAACCGAAGCAACAGAAGGAGAGAAAAAUCAUUUACGAAAAUAAAACAGUUGGAAUCAUCACUGCUCCCAAGAACCUGCUCUCGUCCAGCCAUCCAGGGAUGCAACAUCCAGACUUUAGACCCCAGCGCUAACCUAACCCAAGCCCUAGCUCCUAGUCCCACUUCCUAACCCAAACCCUCCUAGCCCAGUCACAGUCGCACACAAUUCCAAGAUGGCCGAUAAUGGAAGCCAUCUCAGCAAUAACAACAAUAACAAUAGCAACAACAACAACACGGAGGCAUCCAGACUGAGACUGCCCGAGGCCGAGCAGACCGUCCAGCUGCUGUCCAAGAAUGGAUCAGCGGCCAAGACCAAGAUAUCAUCGCCUCAAACUACCACCACCACCCAUUUGCAUUCCCAAUCCACGCCUGGAUCCCAUCCUGUAAAGAAGAAGAGGCGCGACAAGAGCGACCUGGGCGAUGACUUUGUGGCGCCCGAUGGAGGAUGGGGCUGGCUGGUGGCCAUCGCCAGUGGCGUUAAUAUUCUUGUGACCUUCGCCUUGGCCCAACAAUUCGGCAUCCUUUUCCGCGAUCGUAUGGCCAACCUGGGCAUAUCCAGUUCCGAGCUGACCACCAUCAUCAACACACAAAUUGCUGUGUCUGCAUUUACGGGUCUUCUCAAUGGCCCGCUCUUCCGACGUUACACCUACCGAGUGGUGGCCCUUUGGGGCUCCGUGCUCACCUUCGCCGGUCUCUUUUGGAUGGUGUUCGCGGACACCUUUACUGUUUACCUGUUGAGCUUCUCGAUCAUUUAUGGAUUCGGACGAGGCCUAACGGUCAGCGCCUCCUCGCUGGCAGUUAACACGUACUUCAAGGUGAAGCGACGCACAGCCACUGCUUACCAGUUUGGCGUGGCAGGACUCGGACCCAUUGUCUGCCCCUAUUUCGCCACCUACAUGCUGCAGGUGUUUGGGGUUCAGGGCACGACCCUGCUCUUUGCCGGCGCCUCGCUGCACACUAUUGCCUGCUCGCUGAUCUAUCAGCCCGUGAAGUGGCAUGUGGUGAAGCGCGAUCGCGAUGCUGAGGCACUGCAGCCAGAGAAGCCGUUGGCAGAGCGCGAGGACCAGGACGAGGAUAUCAUCAAGCAUGUGGUGGAGCCAGAGACACCGGUUCUGCCGCGGGCCAACGACGGAUGGUUCGGAUCACGGGCCUCGCUCAACAGCAGUGGGACUCGCAAUCGCCUGAACACCUGGGACAAGAACGAGGGCAAUGGCCAUGUGGAGCUGAAGCGGCUGAGCAGCAAGGACUCGAAUCCGGGCGGAAGGCAGCAGCGCAGUAUCUCGGUUAGCCAUAGCAUCAAGGAAGAGGAGGCCAUGGGCUACGAGACCGAAGAGGAGGAGCAGGAGCAGCACAAGUUGCGCUCUGCCGAGCUCACGGAAAAGGAGAAGCAGGAGCUGGAGGAUGAAGAGGAGCGCCAGCGUCGCAAGAAGCUACCCUUCUAUAUGAAGGUUGUGAUCUUCUUUGACCUGGAUUUGCUGCGCGAUAUCACCUACGUGAACCUGGCCGUGGGCAUUACGCUUAUUAACUUUGUGGAGAUCAAUUUCGCCAUUCUGACACCCUUCAUCCUGGACGAUCUGGGCUUCAAAGACAAAGAUCAGAUCGCCUUGGCCAUGUCCACUCUGGGACUGUUCGAUCUGCUGGUACGGUUCGCCAUACCACUAAUCACCGCCAAGAUAAAUCUGAGUAAUCGCACCUUCUUCGUGGUGGGCAUCCUGGGCAUGUGCAUUGGCCGCUUCUUCCUUUCGAUGACCACCAACUUUUACGCAAUGAUGGCCAUCUUCCUUUGGCUGGGUCUAAACAAGGCCUUCCGCACGGUCUUCUGGUCACUGAUCAUACCCAGCUAUGUGCCGCUGAAGCGAUUGCCAGCGGCUGCCGGACUGCAGCUGCUCAUGUCGGGCACCUUCUCCAUGGUCUUUGGACCCCUGAUUGGCCUGAUUCGCGACCACACCAGCUAUGCGGUGACCCUUAACCUGCUGAAUGCCUUGUGCUUAAUGGCCUUUGCGGGCUGGUAUCUGGAGGACUUUAUACGUGCUAGCACCCGAAAAUCACCGCCGGUGAAGACGAUCGACUGAGCAGGGACAUCCAGGACCAAGAACAACACCAUCCAUCUUAUGUUAACUCUAGCGAAAUGUUCUUCUUGUUAUCACCUUUGACCAGUGUUUUUUUUUUAUACUCUAUAUGUUUAUGUAAAUUAUAUUCUGCGUGUACAUUGUGUAUAUACUGUAUAUUCGAGUGUAGCUAAUUAUUUGUAUUAAAUAUUGAUAAUUGUUAAUUAAUAUGCCUAAGCUGCCAACAUAAAAAACCGAAUAAACCAAAAAUA
Molecule: messenger RNA, 2600 nt
Organism: Drosophila kikkawai
Lineage: Eukaryota; Metazoa; Arthropoda; Insecta; Diptera; Drosophilidae
Product: monocarboxylate transporter 7
Biological process (GO): transmembrane transport
Cellular component (GO): membrane
Molecular function (GO): monocarboxylic acid transmembrane transporter activity
Source: RefSeq, a predicted model, not a curated record